CCCACGUGCGGCCCUAUAGGCUUAUGAAUGGGUGUAGAAGCAGACCAUCCCUCCGGAUGUGACAUCAUGAUGGGGAGGGACAGUGUUGCGUGGAGAUGAGGUCAGUGCCGUCGUGUCGGGCUUGGAAUGUGAGAAAGUGGGGAUGAUCGGAACCGGUGGAAUUGUAAGUUUGCACGGCACUCACUUUAUCCAGUGACUGAUCGCAGUGGUGUGGCUUCCGGGACUUGUUCAGACAGGUAAUGCUUGUUGUAAGUCACUGGUGAGCCCUCACUUUCUCCAGCCCCACUUCAAGAGAGCGACAAGUCUUGAUCACAGGCAGCCUGGUAACUGGCUGGAGUUGCUGGGGAGGUUUAGAGAAAUGCAGGGAUUUGUAAGGCUACUGUUUUCGGAGUAUCACAUUGUUUCCAAGUACUGAAGCGAACGCAGAGGAGUUGGUUUGUGUAGUAGUACUACACUCUAAAUGUUACCGUUCACCCAGUGCUGGCGAUAUAACUGUGCAUUCGUUGCCGCUGUGAAGUAUCCCUGAGACGAGCCACGGUUUGGCAUCUCCAGUAGGAAAGCCGUUCCUUCUCCUUGUUCUGCCGUGAUCGCUGCAGCUGGCACCGGCAUUCUGCAGCGUGCUGCUGCUGUGGCGCUAUGUGUGACAUGAAACCUGGAAGGGGAGAGAGGUAACAGAAAUCGUCCCCAUGCACUGUCUCAAUCUACUGCUCUGGGAAAGGAAUAAGAAGAAGAAGGUGGACCAAGUGAGUUCCUCGGGCUCCUCCUCGCAGCAGGCUGGAAGAUGGCGGACUGAGGCUGGGACCGGAGCUCGGGAGAGCUGGCUUGGGAGCCUUGGAAUUUUUCGCCGCCAUCCUAACCCUGAAAGGACCCAUGCAGGCCAAAAAACGCUAUAUUACCCUUUUGUCCGCUGGUACUUGUGUAGUUGUGCUGUUUUAUUUGGGUGGACUGCAGUUUAGGAAGAGUGGCCGGCGCGACGAGUCCCAACACAGGCGGCGGGGGCAUGGUUUGCAUGCUGGUUCACCACCUGAACCGUUUUGGCCCCGCUUCCCUGAUCCCCUCCGACCUUUCGUGCCUUGGGACGAGCAAGAGAAUGAAGAGUACAGCGCCGCGCACAGCUCACCCCGGCUCAAGAGGGAGGCUAACACUGGUAUCUACAAGGGCAAGAAGUGCCGCCUGGACUCAUGUUUUGACUUGGAACUUUGUCGGAGGAACGGGUUCAAGGUCUACGUCUACCCUCAACAGAAAGGCGAAAAGAUGUCUGAAAGUUAUCAGACCAUUUUGUCCUCCAUUGAAGGAUCUAGGUUUUAUACUUCGGACCCUAGUCAGGCUUGUCUUUUCAUUCUUAGUUUGGAUACUUUGGACAGGGACCAACUCUCGCCACAGUAUGUGCAUAACCUGAAGUCUAAAGUGCAGAACUUGCACUUGUGGAAUAGUGGCAGGAACCAUUUAAUUUUUAAUUUGUAUUCUGGGACCUGGCCUGAUUACACGGAAGAUCUGGGAUUUGAUAUUGGCCAGGCAAUGUUGGCUAAGGCAAGUAUAAGCACUGAGAACUUCCGCGCACAUUUUGAUGUAUCUAUCCCGCUGUUUUCCAAGGAUCAUCCCAGGUCAGGAGGGGAAAGGGGCUACUUGAAAUACAACACAAUACCGCCUGUCAGGAAGUAUCUGUUGGUGUUCAAAGGGAAGAGGUAUCUGACAGGAAUUGGCUCGGACACCAGGAAUGCCUUGUAUCACGUCCAUAAUGGGGAGGAUGUGGUACUUUUGACCACCUGCAAACAUGGCAAAGACUGGCAGAAACACAAGGACUCACGGUGCGACCGAGACAAUUUAGAGUAUGAGAAGUUUGAUUAUCGUGAGAUGCUGUACAAUGCAACUUUCUGUUUGGUACCACGUGGUCGCAGACUUGGAUCCUUCAGGUUCCUAGAAGCUUUGCAGGCUGGUUGUAUCCCAGUGAUGUUAAGUAAUGGCUGGGAGCUGCCAUUCUCAGAGGUCAUUGACUGGAACCAGGCUGCUGUCAUCGGGGAUGAAAGGCUGUUACUGCAAAUCCCUUCAACAGUGAGAUCCAUUCAUCAUGACAAAAUCUUAGCACUUAGGCAGCAGACACAGUUCUUGUGGGAGGCUUACUUUUCCUCUGUUGAGAAGAUUGUAUUGACUACAUUAGAGAUAAUUCAGGACAGAAUAUUUAAACACAUAUCUCGCAACACUUUGAUAUGGAAUAAACCUCCUGGAGGGCUGUUUGCACUACCACAAUAUUCUGCAUAUCUGGGAGAUUUUCCUUUCUAUUACGCAAGUUUAGGUCUGAAGCCUACUCCUAAAUUCACAGCUGUUAUCCAUGCUGUGACCCCCCUGGUAUCUCAGUCACAGCCAAUCCUAAAGCUGCUUGUAGCUGUAGCCAAAUCACAGUACUGUGCACAGAUAAUUGUACUCUGGAACUGUGACAAACCUCUACCAGCUAAACACCGCUGGCCCUCCACUACAGUGCCUGUCAUCGUAAUCGAAGGAGAGAGUAAGGUUAUGAGCAGUCGUUUUCGACCAUAUGACAUCAUUACUACUGAUGCAGUUUUGGGACUUGAUGAAGACACUGUGCUUUCAACCACUGAGGUGGAUUUUGCCUUUACAGUAUGGCAGAGCUUUCCUGAAAGAGUUGUAGGAUAUCCUGCUCGUAGUCACUUCUGGGACAAUACAAAAGAGCGGUGGGGUUACACAUCUAAAUGGACAAAUGACUAUUCAAUGGUACUGACAGGAGCUGCUUUUUAUCAUAGGUAUUAUCACUACUUGUAUACACAUUAUUUGCCUGCCAGUCUGAAGAACAUGGUUGACCAACUGGCUAACUGUGAGGACAUUCUUAUGAAUUUUCUGGUGUCAGCUGUUACCAAAUUGCCUCCAAUCAAGGUCACACAGAAGAAACAGUAUAAAGAAACUAUGAUGGGACAGACUUCCAGAGCGUCUCGUUGGGCUGAUCCUGACCACUUUGCUCAGCGACAGACUUGCAUGAAUACCUUUGCCAGCUGGUUUGGCUACAUGCCUUUGAUUCAUUCACAAAUGCGUCUCGAUCCAGUCCUUUUCAAAGACCAGGUUUCCAUUCUGAGGAAAAAAUACAGAGAUAUAGAACGACUGUAACAAGAACUAAUUACUGAAGGCGGAAUUAAAAACUUUGCCAUUUCCUGGCACUCUUGUCACCAAGCCAGUGUAUGAAUGUUUUUUUUUUCCUUAAGUGAGAAAGGCAAUAGGAAAACAACCAAACAAGAGAACGUAACACUUGGCUUGUACUAUUCUUAUGCACUGGAUUGUUGAAAGCUCAACAGGGACUUCAUAGACAGCAUUGAACAGAACAAGUAUGAAACAAAUCGCAGAAUUAUUUUUCCAGUGGUCACUAUGCAGGUUUAAAACAUUUUUUAUAAUCAAGAACUCUAGAAGACCAAGUUCACUCUCUUAUGUUUAAAAUGUGUUAGUCAUGCAUAUUCUGUAGACACAAUCCACAAGUUGUGAAAGUCAUGGUCCUCUGUUGUUACUCGGCUUCCCCCUAAGCAUUGAAAGUCAUUUUAAACAUUGUCAUUUUUAAUGUAGGUUGUUCAAAUAGAAACAAUGAAAUAUUUAUUAAAUUACAAUGUAGAUUUUUUUAAUUCUUUUCAUUACUCUGUUCUGAAAAUAUUAACAUAUUAAGUGGCUCAAUUUGCUUGGAGGGAAUUCUGAGCUGCAUCCAUUAUUCAGUGAAUUACAAGUCAGGAAUGUUCUUUUCCAGAUGCAGAAGUGAUGGUAUUUCAAUGUGAUUUAAUUCAUGAAUAGCUUGGUAUUAAAGAAACACUAUAACUUAUGAGUAAAUUGAUUCUUUGCACAGGAAAUAAAUAUGUACCGACAUGUAAAUAAGAUGUGGCUGUAGCUAAAAUGUAUGACAAAGGGAUAUAUUUGCUUACUCACAUCAGGAAGCUUGUGUUUGUACAACUUACCUGACAUAAGAGUUCAAAAGGAACUUGAACUCUGAAUUCGAGACUUUGUGAAAGUGUUUAACUUUUGCUGAGAAAACCUUGACUUUAUGUUCCACAGUGGAUUUAUUAUCUGUAUGUAUUUCUGUGUGUGAAAAAGCAGGUCCUCAUCCAGUUUUGGAAGUAACUUGCCAGCUAGCUACCAGCCCAUGAAUUGAUUUGUGUAUUACUAAAAUUAAAAGUAGUACUUGAAAUAUGUUCUCACCUCCCCUAACACAGGAGCAUCAGUCCAAGUGAUGAUUGGUUUUAUGACCACACAAUGAGAAGAGAAUAUGAUCAAAAAAUUUAAAUAUGUAUGAUUUUCCUUUUUAUUUCUGCAGGAAAUUAUGAUGGUGUAGAAUGCAGAGCCAGUUUUCAAGAACCCUUUUCUUUGUCACAUUUUUAUACUGAUUUGUUACAAGCCAGCAGAAUGUUGCUUGCAAAUGUUAGCAUAUUUGUGGCAUUUGUUUCUUUUUUUUCCUAUGGGGGAGGUGGUAGCUAUGUAGCUAAAGGUAGAAGAAUGUACAGUAGAGUCAAUUAUCUGAACUAAUUGGACCUAGGGUAGUUCGGAUAAUCAAAUACAUAAUUGAACCAGAUAAAAAGCUUCUAAAAUCUUGUUUUUUUCUGCAUGCAGGAAUAUGCCUUUCAACCAUUCAGCCAUUUCAGUGGAUAGUGAAGAAUAUUUUUCACACGCGAGCUAGCUAUAAGCUCAAAAAACAUGCUUAAGUGAAUACGUAUAAUGUUUACAUAUUCAGACUUUAUGAUUUUUUCCUACCCAAAAACUUUAGAAGGCUGGUUUGGGUAAUUGACGUUUCUGAUAAUUGAUACUCUACUGUAGUACUGUGCAGUGUUUAAUCACUGUUUAGUGCACACCACUCACCUUCUUUCCUACUGCUGUAUGAGAUAAAGUGGGAUAUAAGUCACCUUGUAAAUUGAGGUGGCGGGUGAAAGGUCUCAAACCGCAGUUUUCAAUGACUUUGUUAAAUGCUGAUGAACAGAUUCAAACACUGUCAGACUCCCAUUCCCUGGACGUAGUGACACCCACCUUUUUAGUUCCCUUUGGUCCCCAGUUUAUUCACAUGUCUUGAAUGUUUUCACUUUUCUGGACUGCUGGGAUUGAGGUUUAAUAUGUUUUUGGAGGUAAUGCAGGUGGUGGUGGUGGUGGUACUAAGGGAAGAUGUGGGGCAACUUUUGCUUUUCUGAAAUAUCCUAAUGUCUUUCAUCUUUAUGUUUUCUUUCCCAGCCUCAGCGAUACAGGAUUGUUAUGCCCUUCUGCCAUGUAUAUAGGGUCUCCCUCUCCAUCUGGUCAAUGCCACUGGUGUUCUGUGUCCAGUGUAGCCAUUAUUCUGUACUCCUUUAUGGAAGACAUUUUUGGUCUAACCAAUCUGGCUUUGUUGCUCCUACCUGCAGAUGUUUUUAACAUCUGGUCACACUCAAAUCUGUGUCAUUAGAGUCACAGUAUGGUGCUUUGCCACUGCUCCAUAAGGCUGGUCCUUAAGUGAGUGUAGUUCAAAAGGUUGGAAGUAUAAUGUGCCCCAAAAGAGUCCUUACAUAAUCAAGUAUCUAUUUUUUGUCUGUAUGAGUGGGAUGGAUUCUGUCAACCUAGGGUGUAGGACACAAGUACAGGUAAAGGGUAUACUUAACUGGUGGAUGUCUGAUUGAAGGAAAACGCACAGAUUCAAAACUCCGGAAACAUUGCACAUUUCCCAACAAAAAGGGGCAAGUAUACUGUAAUACAACUUCAGUCAUUAAUUAUUUGAUCAGUUCACUUAUCCAGAGUUGCUGUAGGAGAUUAGUGGGGUUUAAGCAUUGAGCUUCUUCCUCAUAAAUUCUGUAGGUGAUUCUGUAGCCUUUGGAAGCAAAAUUUGUUGAUUUGCCACCUCUCCCAUGGGCUAAUAUCACUGAUCAGGUGGAUGAUCUUUGUUAUAUGUCUUAUUUUAUCAUCUGCAUGUCAGUUAAGAAGCAGGGAGCCAGAAAACAAGUUGCUACCAUUUAAUGUUCUGUCGUAUCCAUGCAUGUAAAUAUGCCUUAUAGGUUCACUGGCUGUGUGGCUUGCACAAAAUCUUUAUAUUCCCUUUGUAGAUACAUGUUGUUUCUAAGUGUGCAUUGAUGUAUUAAUGCAAAUGGUGCUCCGACAAGGAUUACUCCUUGUUGCUCUCUAAAUUCAGUUUUAGUUAAGAAUUUGGGGCUAUGUUAGCCAUUACUUUCACAGGUAAUUGAAUGUUUGAUGACGUGAAGGAGUGUUGAACAUGUGGCCUUUUAAUGAAGGUUCCGGAACUUUGGUUCUAAUCAUGGGUGAGCUGUCCUUCCAUCAGUAGCCGUCUUGUUUUAUUGUAUUAGUUUGUUUACCAGUUAAGUUGCUGUAACAAAAACUGCCCUUUUGGAAUACUGUCUUGUUAAAUGACUUACUCAGAAUAGGCAGAUGGAGAAUAAGGAAAUCACCUGCAGGACUACAGUAUGAAGCUUUUUUUAUUGCUCAUUGCCUUAACCCCCUGUUCUGAACUAGCAGACAAGUACAUAGUGUGCAAGUAUUUGGUGUCGGUGUAAGAGAAGUCACAGAUUUGCAAAUCUUGCACUUAUUUAUGUGAUGAUGCAAAUUAAACUGUAACUUCAUUGUAGUCGCAUUCCAAACCUAAAAAAAUGAGAAUAGAAAGGAAAAGAAUUACUCCCUUGCAUUUUGGUAUAAAUUGUAACAAGUGCUAAUUAAUGUAUCAACACAGUUAAGCAUGUUUUUGUAAGUCAAAUAAUUUAUCAGCAUGGUUAAGCCUGUUUUUAUCCAAGUCAAGAUUCUUAAAGAAUAUCAGAGAAUUUUAUAGCAUUUUAAGCAUUGAUUUUUGUUGAAUGUUCAUUUUGCUAAAUUUUGUUCCAGUUUGCAUUUCAGUUCUCAUUUUUUAAUGUUUGACAUGUUAUUAACAUUGCAAAGUCCUGAAUUUUAGCCAGUAUUGUUCUUGCACCUCAUUUGUUCAAGGACUCUGAAUAGUUUUUGAACUGUGUUCUGUGUUGGACACAAGAAAUGUGAUGUACAGUAGUAGGUAUAGGGAGUAGCUUAGAAAAAUGAAAUGAAAGAGAGUAUAUAGAAACCCCUUUUUAAAAUUAGGAUGGUAGUGUUAAGCAGUGUUCAGUCAACACCAUACAAUGUGCCUAGUUUUGUCAGGCAGGCAUUUAAGUGUCUAACGUGACACAGAGCUAGAGAUAAUAUGACAGAGUAGGUAUAGCCCCAUCCUAUAUGUGCAAGGCAUAUUUUCCAUAUCUUAAUGCCAUUAUAUCCUUCUCCUGUUUUUGAGUGUGUUUGAUACAGAUGCAUAAAAAGGGAACAAACAAUGUAGAUAAAUGUGGAUUUAACUGGGAAGCUGUGCUGAGCGCUAGUUUUAAGUAAGGCUGCAGAGGAUUUCAGACAUGACCGUGCGUGUGUGACAGUAUUUUGCUAAGCAUUACAGAUAUGCUCAGUAUAUUACAUAGCAGCAAUGGUUGUAAUAACAGUCUGUGACCCAUAAUGUGAUUAAAAACAAGUUUGUUAAAAUACAUCAACAUGGUACCAGUAUAUUACAGAAAUGUCAUUUUUACAUCAGUACAACAGCCACUGUUACUGUCAGAAAGAAAGAAUAAUUUUAAGGGAUUAGCAAAAUAUUUUCAUUUGCCCUUUUCCUUCCAUUCUGGACUCAAGUGAGAUUGGAAAGAAAGUCUGGAACCAACUCAUUAGUUUACCUGGAUAGCUAGGAACAUUGCAGAGUUUAAAAAUGUCUAAUUUUUUUUGUAUCUUCCUUGGUCUUAGUGUCCUGGAAAUGUUUUUUUUUUUUUUUCUUUUGUAGUUACUGUUUUUAACACGUUACAUUAAAAUGACAACAGAACCAUACAAACUUCUGGAUAAGUAUAUUUACCAGACUUUAAGGCUUGUAGUGUAAGGGAGUAAUAGUUUUUGUGGAUGGUGGUUUGCUUUAGGUAAAUGUCAUAAAUAUUUCAAAAGUACUUUUAUUGACAUUAACUGCAUUUAUGUAAUGGGCUUGUGUACACUAAUCAUUUUAACACUGUAGCCUAGGUGAGAAUGUUGGCCAUGGCCAAAGCCAAAUUGUUUCAGUGAUGGUAUGAAAAGAAUCUGUCAGCUCCAAAUGAUUGCAUAUUCCUGUCCUCUUGUCCUUUCUUUAGCGCUAGUAGUUCUUUGAGUGUGGAGAUUUAGGGCAUUUUCCUUGGUUUAGAGGGAAAAAUACAGCUCAUCCAUGUUUAAAAUCAUGCCGUGGACCUACGAUCACAUUUUGUUUGAUUAUGAUCUCUUUUUUUUUUCCCAUUGGUUAAUCAGACUGUUUCACAUACCCAUCAUCUGUUUGCCAUUAGUUAUUUCAUUCUUUGAAGAUAAGAAUGUUGAGGUAGGCAUUGUCACCAUGUAUAUAAUCUUGUAUAUUUAUUUUGACAGAAAAUAUGUAUAGUGUAUGAUCAGUAGAAAUAAAUUGUCAAAAAUACUAGAUGGUAAAUUGUAAAGCAAAAAAAAAAACUUAUUUUGUAUAAGAUGUACAUUUUUGAAAACUUUUCUAAUGUGUUGCCAAUGUUUUCAUAGCGCUGCCACAUCUUUUUCUAAAGUUGCCCCGUUGGUUAGAAUGACCGCGACAUAGUGCAAUUAAAGCUUAUGAGAGUAUGCAGGUUGUGAGAGAGUUAAUUACGAAGCCAUAUAACAUGAUUUACUUCAUUAACUUGUACAACUUAAUAGUCUCCAUUUAAGAUAGCUUGUUUUAUAGAUAGUGUCACCAAAGACUUUUCCUUCUGAUUUACAACACUGCUGAUAAAUAAUAUAAUAUUUUCUGUUAAUUGUGUAUGUGUAUUUUUUGUGAGGAGGGGCUAUAUCUUCACUUCUGUUGCUCUGUUUGGCACCAAGAUCAACAAUCCAUUAUGUUCACUACAAGGUUGAGAUACUGCUGCUUUUAUUCUGUUCCAUCAAGACAUUUUGCUCCCUUAAACUGACUUUGAACUGCAUCCUACAAAGACAGGGUAACUCUAGUGGCAUUUAACAAAAUUAAAAUAUAUCAAUGCUCCCUUAAACCAAACUGAUGCAGCCAUGUGACUAUGAAUGAACCCAGCCCCAGCUGUAGUCCUUUACUUAAGUACAUCAAUUCUAUAAUGAAAUCUAAUGCAAAACAAAAUGGUUGUAGCAGCAAAUGAGGUUGGAUUUUGUUGCUUAUUGUGUGUGUGUGUGUGUGUGUGUGUGUAUGCCUGCGCGCACAAUGUGCCCAUGUGUGAUCAAUUCUGAGAUGUAGAUUACCUAUACGUCUACAAUUGUGUGCAUGAAUGUGCCUUUUUAUCUUGUAACUUUUGUUAUUUUGUGCUGUCAGCAAAUGAGAGACCUAGUAAAGCUUAACUGGUUAGUUUUAGUACCUUAGCCCUAGAAAUGCAUGUAGUAAUGCUUUCCUUUAUUUAUGGCAGCAUUGCAUCCUAGCAUCAAGGAAUGUACUAGGUCAGCAGGAUUUUAGUUGAAAAAUCAUUAAAAUAUUUCGCUCUUGUAAUCAUUAUCUGAAAAGUAAAUGUCUGCAGACACAGGCUCACCUGAAAUAUGUCUUAUCAUUCCCCCAUUUAGUUUUUUUGUCACAAGACUUUUUUGUCCAUCUUUUUUUAUAUGUCAUUUAUCAACCUGAUCAGUAGUUUGAUCACAAAUCAUAGUGUGCUUGGGUUAGAUUAUUCAUGUCUUGAGACGUAAACAAUGCGUGUUCAUUAGAAUAGUAUGCCUUACGCUGUACUUAGAUGUACAGCAGUGAAUUUGCAAGCAGACAGUGCAGUUUUGUGAGCAGUGCCUGCCUGUACAGGAGUAUGUUAUACCCAGAAUGGGUUUUGAGACUGACUGCUGCAGCUGUGCCAUGUUCAGGGAUUGCUUGUUGGUGAAAAACAGACUUCAUACUGCACACCGUAUUGUGGCACAUGGUGUGGGGUAUUACUUGAGUACCUACUUUCAGAGUGGUAGUGAAGAUCAGCACAUGGCUUUGUUACCAGGCCUGGGGACUGGAAGAAUUGCAGCAGUUUGGGGUAUAUGUGCAGCUAUUAUGGUUUCAUAUUUAAAACUGAUCUGCUGAUCUAAAACCGUCUGACACUAUCCCAAAUGGGGGAAAACAGAUUUCCCUACUUGAUAUUUUACUUCAUGCUUCUAUAGAUAUAGAGUUAUUUUUUGUCAUUGUAUUUUGAGUCUGUUGAAGCAUAAUAUUUUCACAUUUGUAUCUUGAUUCCACUGCAGUAAUUGCUUUGAAAGUAGUUUUUUGUGAAGAACUCUGUGGUGUAGUUUCAUUACUUAGAGAUGCAUGUGUCAUUUUCUUUACAGCAUAACACCACAGAUGUUUAGUAUCAGCUGUCUCAUCGUAACUGGUUUAUUUAACUAACCUGUAUGAUUUCUAAAUGGGAAUUGUAUGUUCCAUUAAUGCAAUCUUCAUUUUCCUAAGGCAUUUCUGAAAGAGGAAAUAACAGCUGUUUAUUUUCCCGAUGUCAUCAGUCAGGAAAAUUCAUAGCUUGGAUGUAAUAUGUUUUCAGGUCUGCUCAUUUUGUAACUAAUGAAGUCCAACAACAUACCAGAGUCAGUACUUCCAAUGACCUAGGCUAGAAUCACAAGUGAGAAGUACAGUUCUUGAUAUGUUACCAUAAGCCGUACAAUACUGCACUGUAGUUUUCUGUUAUUCAUUCAUACCUAUCCAGGGAGAAGUGCAUUUGGAACUGCUCCUUUUUUGUUAGGUCAGACAAUCUGAUGUGGCUUUGUAUGCCUUCUCCAGUUUGUAACUGCCUGGAAUUUCUCUUCUGAUAUCUCCAGCUCAGCACAGUUAGUAAUUUUCUUUAGCUCCUGCCCUCAGGGGUGGGUUUACCCCCGGACAGUUCACUUUGUGAAUUAGCACAAUGAUAAGAAGGGUAAAAUCAGCCUGUUACCCAUGUCUUUUUUGCAGUCUUCCCUAAAAUUCUAAGUGGCAUCUUUGAGAUCAUUUGCCGGUAUGUUUGCUUUAUGUUGCAUUUGAUUGUGUGUUAUGGUCUGAGUAUUGUUUACUGUAAAUGACAGUAACAUUAGUCUCUGGAAUGGGACUGCACUGACUAGCAGAAACAGUUGAGUGGAAAAAUGCACUUAAAGUUUGCUUUGCACUUUCUCCAAGCUACUGCGAUCGUGGCAUUUGUAUAUAAAACCAAAGGGGGGGGGGGGUAUGGGAGCCAGAAGGGGAGGAUCUUACUAAAAAACUGUAUAACCACUAAUGAAGAUGGUGGUUGUAGAUGAAAUCCAAUGCAAGUUUUGGAAAAAAGGUAAUUUUUUGUGGUUCACGGUUUGCACUGGACUAUCAGGAAAAGAGUAAGGAAAAUGAACUCCAGGCAGUGGUCAUAGCUUGCAACUUCCAAGAACCAGUUUGAAUUUGUAUCCAGUGGAAAUUUAUUGCAUAUAAAUGAAUAAGCAAGUUAUUUAUCUGAAAUAAAUUUCCACUGGGUACAUUUUCAGCUUUUUUUCUUGGAAGGCAGAACCACAGCAUUUUUUGGAUUUCUUGUUUGAUUAAGCUGUGAAGCUUUUUUUUUUUUGAUUGGUCAGAGUGCGCUCAUAAAGCAGCCUUGCAUUCCUUGAGAGUUAUAGGCUGUUUCUAGACUAUCAGGAGGUCAAUUUCAUACUUGUCCAUAGCCAACACUGAGAAAAGUGUGGGAAAUGCCCCCCCCCCCCGUGGUCUUCUUGGUGGGGGGGGGUGCCAGCACCAAUUAUUUCCACUUUCAGGCAUCCAGAGCUUGGUGAGUCCUUUGAUGAGGACUUGGUAGUUGAACUAACAGAGCCAGUCCCUACUUCCUCCUUACAUUAUGCUUUAGGCUUGCUGGCUACCAUAGACUAAACUCCAAGUGGUCCUCCUGUGGCUGUUGAACCAUGGGAAUGGCCCUCUUUUGGAUGUACAUGCAUUGCUUUCUGUUAAUAGCGAUGCGGUGACUCAGAUGCCAUUUCAAGUGUGUAGUGUCUUAAAUUUUGGGAUCAGUUGCCUGACAUCCAGUGCUCAUUUGUUACUUGUUACCUAGUUCAGCAGGUGUAUCCAGACCAUCUUUUCUAGGAGCUAGCAACAUGGAAUUUUCUCCUUUCCUCUCAGUAUCUCCUGGCAAUUUGAUACUGAGGUCUGUAGAUGUGACAGCAAAGAGGUCAAUGAGAUCUUCCCUUCAGAUAAUCUUGUAGCUGCUUCUGCAAAGGAAUGAAGUUGACUAUGGACUGACCUCCCACUCUUUUUUGCCUUCUUCCUGGCAGUGCUGUGUUUACUUGAGGGAGAAGGCUGAGGUAACAUGGGUCAUUUUUGUAUGGGAUCUCUUCCUAAGGAUGCCAUCCACUCUACCCUGAAAGCAUCUGGAUUGGCCUGGGAAGAUGGGUAUCCUGAAUAAAUCCCUGAUAGAGUGCAGUUUCAUGAGUACCAUCCUGACCAUGCAUCCACUGGUAGUUUGGGUGUAACACCAUUCUGACCAUGCAUUCAUGGGUAGUUUGGGUGUGAUCUGUCCAGUCUAGUAUAAAACCCAGAGACCACAGUACCAUUUCCUUGUUGCUUGUUAAGAAUUCCAAGGCCUUGGGCAGGAUGAGAAAAAGGUUAUGUUCUUUUACCGUUAUGUGAUCAAGAUCCCUUAAUUAUCUGUGUGAUCUGCACCAUUUCCUUUCUUCCCUUGUAGACAAAGAUUUGAAAAAGCUUACAGUUUUUUUCUGAGUCUGUGGUCAAAGAUGACCAUCAAAAAACCCUACCAUGCCUUCUGCUGAGAUCUGUCAGGCAGCCAGUUGUGACCUUGACUGUACUGAUGAUAUAUAUAGGGCUGCAGAUCCAGGAUGUUACAUGCCUGUACCAGAUUAUAUGGCUGAGGUUGUACUUUAUUGCAUAACUUAGGCAGAUUAUUCUAAAUGUCUCCUUUGGGAGAAGCCUUUCAUUGUGUAAGCUUGCCUCCAAAAGAGAAAGCAGGCAUUGACCAUUAUGAUGCACCCUGACUUACUACUCUUUUCUUAGACCUGUUCAGUUUCCCAAGAAGAUGGCCUCUUUGAGAGCCCUCAAGUACCAGACAAUAUUGUCUUCCUCAGCCUCACCUAUGAAGCCCUUGGUGACAGAGUAUUUGCAGUCUUGGGUACCCUGCACUCACAUUAAUGGGGGGCUAUUUUUAUUGGAGGUACAAUAUGAGUCUUAACAGUUGGCCAUAGACCAGACCAACACUUUGAGAACUAUUUGUGUCCCAGGGAAAGGGAAUGUGCUUAGGAACUCACUGAAUUACUGCUCUGGUACUCUUCUGACAUUAAGGGAUCCUGUCUGGUCAGGGCCUUCAAGGAAUAGAGCACCCCCAAAAAUCAGCUGAUGUAACCACUUAGGAAAACUUAUUCCUAUUCUGCUUGACUCAACAGGGCAAGGGAGAGUUGCCGAUAGCCACAUUAUCCAUCCUUUUGCAAGGAAGGUUCCUGUACUCCUUCCAGUGUUCUUAUGGUUAUAAAUUACAGAGAAGAAAAGCCACAAAUCAUCCCUUUUGCUCUGUGAUGACUGAGAAUGGUGGUAUUUCAGGUUCUCACAUUACUGGAAGUACACAAUUCCUUCCUCAGUACAAGUCAGUAAGGUGGUCCAGGAGAAGACUUCAUCUCAUAGCUAGGCUAUGCAUUGUAGAAUUGGUUAUGGAAAGCAGUACAUUAUUGCAGACCUCCCACCAGAAUUUGAGACAAUUGAAGCCACUGGCUAACACUCCAGCCAUCAGAUUUUCACAGCUUAGUGGAAGAUGCUAUCAAUCUGGGCAGAGAGGCAAUCUGUGCCACAUCAGUCAGUUAUCUUCCACAUAGUCGUGACUUACCUCAGGCACCUACAUAACCUGUGUAACUAACAGGAAUCUGGUGUUCCGCAGUCAGGGUAGUGCAUGCUUAAAAAGUUUAUACAUCAUCACCUUGUUAGAGGACACAGUUAUAACCCAGCACUGAGAGGUUAAGUUGCUUCAUGGAGUUUUGCAUCUUCACUUAUACUGGAAAAAAAACUUCUCCUUGGGACUUCAGCUUCUGUCUCACCUAAUUUCUAUUCAAAGUAUCUGGUUUGGCAACUCUGAAAUUUGUCUCUUAGAAGACGCAUUUCUUUGUGAUGAUCUCUGCUAUCAGAGUAACAAAGUAGGAUAUCCUUUUCUGUGGUGAUUAGUUUGGUCUUUUGGAAGGAUUAGGUGUCCCUUGGAACUAACCUACAUCUCCUUAUAAAAACAGUGACAGACGUGUUCUUAAAACCACUCAUUUCUUUACCUGAGAUGGUUGAGGGGUUACUCUCUUACUAUUACUGUAGUUCAGGUUUUAUUGAUUUGUCUGCUUUGGUUCAGAUAGGAAAGUUGUGAAGUGAAUACGGAAACCCUUUCAAGGUAGAAUGAUGUGUUCAUUUUUCUUCCAUCAAGCAGCUAACCAUCCAUUGGAAAGUGCUUCUGUCAAUCAGAGGCUUAACCGCUGUCAGUACUUGCAUCAAAAAUGCUUACUUUUUUGGACAUUUAUUCUGAACCACUUGUUACCAUUCCAUACCAUUGACAAGCAUUACUGAUUGGACUGUGUCUGUUAGAUGGGCUGCUUUUGGCGUAUCAGUGUUUUUGGACUUGGCUGUAUGAAUCCUUGACUUUAGCUUUUACUCCAGGACUUCCCAGUGAGGUUUAGUUUUUACUGCAUGAGAUUCUUCCCCACAACUACUGCAGGUAUCGACUGAAAUCAAAUGUAAAAGCUGUGUAGUCACUAGAUCAGCUCAUCUGUGAAAAGGCCUUUUGCAGCGGGUAGUCAUUAACCUCCUGCCAACCCCCGUAUCUGGGUGGCUUUUCCAUCAGCAUCUGUAGAUGUACUUUCUUUAAAAAGAAAUAGAAAGUAUAUAAUUUUACAUCCCCUCCACCAUCUUUAAGGUUGUUCUUGCUCAGAUCAUUGGGGUUUGAUGUUCUUGGAUUGCUACUUAUAAAUGGAAUUCCUGUAUGCCACAUGUUGUUUCAGUGGAUUAGGAUGGUCUUCAUUUCAUAGUGUGGUCAUUAAGCUGGAGACAUUAACACUGUCUUCUAUGUUGUUACCAUUUUUACUUGAGCUCUGCAGUGUCUUCAGUGGAGCCUUAGACACAUUACUUAUGGUAAGCGACAGACAUGCAUAUACAAAUGUGUAAUGUGUUCAUAAUUUGCUGGUUCAGAAAGGAGGAAUGUGAAAAACUCAAGAUUUCAAAUCAAAGUGAAGCCUUUUUUUCAGAGCAACUUUCAAGGUAAAAUAUGCUUGGCAAUUUUGCAAGCCAUACAUUGUCAAAACAAGGAAAGUAAUGCUGCUUUAAAAUGGUGUAAGGGAUUUUUAUGUUGGGUUACUCAUACCUGCUGUUGGCUUUUGAAGUUAUCUUAAGAUAAGAGGCAGAGUACAUGUGUUCAGUUCAGGUUGCAGUGCUGUAUUUAUUAUUUUAUAUCCCACCACCCCUGCCUUGUUUUACACUGGAAUAAUUGCCCAAUAUUUUUUUACUGACAUUCCUUCCUAUUCAUGAUGCUUUUGGGAGCUUUAUGCAUUCUUGAUGGUACAGAUUUGCUGGUCCUGCACGCUACUUUUGUCUUUUCUUUCUUCCUUUCAUUUUAGGUUUAUUUUCAUAUUUAUAAGCUCUGUAUUACAAAUACUGUAUUUUAUUGCUCUUUAAAAAUGUUUGCAGAUCUGUAAUCAACAAUAACAAGUGUUCUGUUGAUUUUUAUAGAGAGGAUUCAAAAAUUAGAACAUUUUGUAAGAAUAAUUUUUAAUAAUAAAUGGCAUUUGAUAAUA
This is a messenger RNA of Protopterus annectens (West African lungfish), 15663 nucleotides long. It is a transcript of the gene EXT1, whose product is annotated as exostosin glycosyltransferase 1. Gene Ontology annotation, molecular function: glycosyltransferase activity. The record is from RefSeq and is a predicted model, not a curated record. NCBI's taxonomy places the organism in Eukaryota, Metazoa, Chordata, Ceratodontiformes, Protopteridae. The transcript has 11 exons. The coding region runs from base 871 to 3117 and encodes 748 amino acids. Gene Ontology annotation, cellular component: membrane.